UCUCUGCUAGUUUCCACCCUAGGACUUCUUAGCCCCUGGAAUGCGAGAGAGAGAGGCUCAGGGGAGUUCCUGUUGUAGGGCAUAGAGGUACCUUCCGGCAAGGCCUGGAAGCAAAAGAGAUUCCUAGUUGGAGGAGCUGUUGGAAGCCACCGGGGAGCCACUGGUGGGGACCUUUCUAGGGUCCUGUUCCCUCCGUGGGGUGCUAUGGAGUUCCCAGACCACAGCCAGCAGCUGCUGCAGAGCCUGCGAGAGCAGCGAUCCCAGGGUUUCCUUUGUGACUGCACCGUAAUGGUGGGUAGCACCCAGUUCCUGGCCCAUCGGGCCGUGCUCGCUUCCUGCAGCCCUUUCUUCCAGCUUUUCUACAAAGAGCGGGAACUGGACAAGAGGGAUCUGGUGUGCAUCCACAAUGAGAUUGUCACGGCCCCAGCCUUUGGUCUGCUUCUGGACUUUAUGUAUGCUGGCCAGCUGGUUCUGAGGGGGGACACCCCUGUGGAAGAUGUGCUGGCAGCUGCCAGCUACUUGCACAUGAAUGACAUCGUUAAAGUGUGUAAGCGGCGGCUGCAAGCCCGGGCCCUGGCAGAGGCAGACAGUACCAAGAAGGAGGAGGAAACAAACUCACAGCCCCCUAGUUUGGAGUUUUUGUCCACUUCCCGCGGCCCCCAGCCUUCGUUGGCAUCUGCUGAGACAUCAGGCCACUGGGGCAAAGGGGAAUGGAAAAGCCCUCCAGCUCCCUCACCAACUGUCUGUCCUCCAGAUGAGCCACCAGUGCCCGGUGGGGCUGACACUACGCAGCCUGGCGUGGAGGUUGACUCACCACAUCUACAGGCACCUCCUCCACCAGUAGCUGAUGUCUCUCUUGCCAGCCCCAGUAGCUCCACGGAGACCAUCUCUGCAAACUACUUCUCUUCUAGCCUGCCAGCAGUUUCAGUGGAGCCACUGGCCCCCCUUGAUGUGGGUACUGAGAGUCUGAGGAUGGUAGAACCGAGGGGUGCUGGAGGACCAUUGCCAGGCUUCUAUCCUCCAGCUGCAGCAGCAGCCCCAGUCCCAGCCCCAGCCCCAGCCCCAGCGGAAGCUGAGCUGGUCCAGGUGAAAGUAGAAGCUAUUGUGAUUUCUGAUGAGGAGCCCGAUGUGUCAGAGGAGCAGCCUCAGGGUGUUGAGGGACUAUUCCCAGCCGGAGGAGCAGUGUAUGGCGGACAGCCCCCUCAGCCAGAGACUUUCGAGGAGCCAAGAGCAGUGGGACUGGAAGAGGUGGGGCCAAGUGAUCAUUUCCUGCCCCCAGAUCCUCACCUCCCCUACCACUUGCUGCCAGGUCCAGGGCAGUACCAUCGAGGACUGGUGACAUCGCCCCUGCCUGCUCCCCCAGCCCUGCAUGAGCCACUUUACCUGCCUUCUGAAUAUGAAGCAACUCCAGGAAGUUUUGGGGUUUUUACUGAGGAUGUGCCCACUUGCAAGACAUGUGGGAAGACCUUCUCAUGUUCUUACACACUAAGGCGACAUGCCACAGUGCACACUCGCGAACGACCAUACGAGUGCCGCUACUGCCUGCGCAGCUACACACAGUCAGGGGACCUAUAUCGUCACAUCCGCAAGGCUCACAAUGAGGACCUGGCCAAACGCAGCAAACCAGAUCCAGAGGCUGGCCCCCUCCUAGGUGUGCAGCCCCUGCAUAGCUCCCCUACAGCAGACAAACAGAACAACAGCGCUGGAGGGCCACCCAAAGAUUUUGUACUUGGCCCCAAAAACUGACAUCUGCAGGAGCAUCAUAAGCUGACGCUAGAGCUGCUCUUGCCUCAUCAGGGGGCAGCGUAGGUUAGAAACCUCUCAUUUCCCCUGCUGGGGGCGCAGAAUGAACAUCCUGCCCUGGCUGAAGAUUCACCCCGUUUUUGCUUUACACAGCCAGACAGCAGGACUCUUGGCGCAGUGCAUCUCAGUCCGCUCCUCUCUACGGGCACUGGGAAUUUUUCUGAGGUGUAAUCACUUCUCACUCUGCCUUCUGGGCCAUAAAGCUAGCAGUGAAAAUA
This is a messenger RNA of Canis lupus familiaris (dog), 2021 nucleotides long. RefSeq names its product zinc finger and BTB domain containing 3 (gene ZBTB3). The record is from RefSeq and is a predicted model, not a curated record. Bases 205 to 1746 code for a protein of 513 amino acids. Gene Ontology annotation, cellular component: nucleus. Gene Ontology annotation, molecular function: RNA polymerase II cis-regulatory region sequence-specific DNA binding; DNA-binding transcription factor activity, RNA polymerase II-specific; protein binding. The transcript has 2 exons. Gene Ontology annotation, biological process: regulation of transcription by RNA polymerase II. NCBI's taxonomy places the organism in Eukaryota, Metazoa, Chordata, Mammalia, Carnivora, Canidae.